Messenger RNA from Owenia fusiformis, 1456 nucleotides. The record is from the annotation of a GenBank genome assembly. NCBI's taxonomy places the organism in Eukaryota, Metazoa, Annelida, Polychaeta, Sabellida, Oweniidae.
AUGGACUCAAAUCAGGAUGAGAAUACGACAAAAGAUGAGAAACUCCUCCAACAAGAAUUAGAAAUGAAAGAGCUUACUUCUUACAUCAAUGAAGAAUGUGAAUAUGUUAAAGACUGUGAUGGGAAAACAAUGAAGGUUCUUUAUAUAGAUGGAGUAGCACACGAAUGUGUGUUCCGUAGCUCCAUACACAGUGAUGCCAGGACAUUUACAGCACAUGUUGAUGAUGUUUGGAUCAUGUCCUGGCCAAGAUCAGGCUCACACUGGGUCUGGGAGAUCAUUCAGCGACUGUUGCAUGGUAUUGACAGCUUCGUUGGACCCCUACAGAAAGAUCUCAGUGUUUUUGACCUCAAUACAGAUGGUAUAAAACAUUUUCCUCAGCCAAGAGUUAUAUCAAGUCAUCUUAGACGUGAGUUUGCUCCAGAAGACAUCUUCAAGAAGGGUUCUAAGGUGGUCUACCUCGUGAGGGAUCCAAGAGAUGCAAUGGUUUCAUGGUACAAGUUUAUACAGAGACAAGAUGCCUUUCAGUAUGAUGGAUCUAGGGAUGGUUUCCUUUCACUUUAUUUCCAAGACAAAGUACCAAGGGGCACAUGGGAAAAACAUACUAAAGGUUGGCUACAAGAAUCGAGGAACAACAAAAAUAUAUUCUUACUGAAUUAUGAAAACUUAAGACAUGAUCCACUGAAAUACAUCAGAGAGCUUGCAUCGUUUCUUAGACCAGGCACGACAUACAAUGAAACAGAAUUAAUGAGGCAUAAAGAGAAGACAGACCUUUGUACAAUGCAGCAAAAGAACUCUGCAUACGAGCAAUAUCACAAAAAGGGUGGACUUGGCUUGCAAUAUGAUAAAGGAAAAAUAGGAACAUGGAAAGACUGGUUUACAGUUGCACAAUUAGAAGACUACAAAAGACACUACCAUCAAUACAUGGAUGACGUGGAUAAUUCUGAUUUGGGAUACAUAGACAUGACACAUACCUGAAUCCAGGUGGACAGGUUUAGAUUAAAAGGAAUAUACAGGGUGGUCCAAAACAACACAUUUCCUCAUUUAUAACCGCAUGGGCGUUAAAUUGAAGGAACCUUUAGGGUUUAACCCAGUGUGUAAUAAUGUGAAAAUACUGAGAAGAACUUGGGUCCUUUUAUAAUCAUUAUGUAACAAUUAUUUGAUUCAGGAUGAAAAAUCUGUAUAGGAUUGUCCAUCAGUGACAGAUGAGUCUGUAUACAUGACUUUUUGGGAUCCAUGUUUUUGCACCACUCUCUCUCUAUAAAGCACUAUUCAUUUUACUUUUAUUUAUCACAACUAUCGAUUGAAGACAGGUAUCAGAAUAACAAAAAAUAUUCAGAAAUAUAAUGGUUUUUAUUAAAUAUAUUGAAUGAAAUUCCAUGUACCCUUUACAAUGCCACUGGAUAGUUUCAAUUAGGUUAUUACAGAUCGAAGUCCUCCUCUGCAUCAGGCGUCAAAC